Messenger RNA from Carcharodon carcharias (great white shark), 1256 nucleotides. RefSeq names its product tumor suppressor candidate 3 (gene tusc3). The coding region runs from base 1 to 1011 and encodes 336 amino acids. The transcript is spliced from 10 exons. Lineage: Eukaryota; Metazoa; Chordata; Chondrichthyes; Lamniformes; Lamnidae. Gene Ontology annotation, cellular component: oligosaccharyltransferase complex. The record is from RefSeq and is a predicted model, not a curated record.
AUGGCGUCUGGUCGGAGAUUGGUGCCGCUGCCCCUGGUAACGGUGGGCUUCUGGCUGCUCCUCCUGUCGUGUGUUCAGUUCGGAGGCGGACAGAAGAAGAAAGAGAACCUUCUGGCAGAAAAGGUGGAGCAACUAAUGGAAUGGAGCUCCAGACGUUCAGUCAUUCGAAUGAAUGGUGACAAAUUCCGAAGGUUUGUGAAGGCCCCUCCUCGAAAUUACUCUGUAAUUGUGAUGUUCACUGCUCUUCAGCCCCAGAGACAAUGUUCUGUCUGCAGACAGGCGAAUGAGGAGUACCAGGUGCUGGCAAACUCGUGGCGGUAUUCAUCUGCCUUUUCUAAUAAGUUGUUCUUUACUGUGGUGGACUAUGAUGAGGGAGCAGAUGUAUUUCAGCAGCUAAACAUGAACUCCGCCCCUACAUUCAUGCAUUUUCCACCAAAAGGCAAGCCUAAGAGAGCUGACACCUUUGAUCUACAGCGAAUUGGAUUUGCAGCUGAGCAGCUUGCAAAGUGGAUUGCUGACAGAACUGAUGUGCAUAUUCGUGUAUUCAGGCCUCCUAACUACUCAGGAACCAUUGCCUUGGCUCUUCUUGUUUCACUUGUAGGCGGAUUAUUGUAUUUAAGGAGAAAUAACCUGGAAUUCAUCUAUAACAAGACAGGAUGGGCCAUGGCUGCCCUGUGUGUGGUAUUUGCCAUGACAUCUGGACAAAUGUGGAAUCACAUUCGAGGCCCUCCAUAUGCCCAUAAGAACCCACAAAAUGGUCAAGUGAGUUACAUCCAUGGGAGCAGCCAAGCUCAAUUUGUUGCAGAGUCGCACAUCAUACUUCUGCUAAAUGCUGCCAUCACCAUGGGAAUGGUUCUUUUAAAUGAAGCUGCAACAUCCAAAGGCGAUGUAGGCAAAAGAAGAAUAAUCUGCCUGGUGGGAUUAGGUUUGGUGGUAUUUUUCUUCAGUUUGCUGCUGUCAAUAUUCCGCUCCAAGUAUCAUGGGUAUCCCUACAGCUUUUUAAUAAAGUAACAAAUGGAAUCACACAGAAAGACCCAAGGAUGUCCUUGAAUACAUCUGCCAUCUGAGGAGAAAGUACUUUAUGGGUUUCCUAGCCAAUGUUAAAAAGUGUUAACUAUUGAUUGCUGCACUUGUUCUUGUGGAAUUGUAAAAGUGCCAUUUAGAUGUGAGUCUGUGCUUUUGCUUUCACUUUGUCUUUCUUAUAUAUAGAUUGAUUUAUUAGUUUGAAUUGCUGUAGAAGUUGGUGUACAAAUGAU